Quercus lobata is the source of this 598-nucleotide messenger RNA. RefSeq lists its product as uncharacterized. Bases 37 to 405 code for a protein of 122 amino acids. The record is from RefSeq and is a predicted model, not a curated record. The transcript has 2 exons. NCBI's taxonomy places the organism in Eukaryota, Viridiplantae, Streptophyta, Magnoliopsida, Fagales, Fagaceae.
UAGAGAAACUUAGCAUAUCAAGUAUCAAAUCUCGAAAUGAAAGCCAUUCUAGUGGUCUGUUUUCUCUUGCUUUCCACAUUUUUCAUUCCUUCUUCAAAUGCAGCUAGAGAUUUAGCAGAUCAAUCUGCAGUAGGAUUACCUUAUGAGGAUCCUGAUAAGCCAGUAGUUACGUGUGGUCGUGGAAAGUCAUAUCGUGAAUGUCUACCCGGCCCCAGGAAGCCACUAUCUCCUCCUUUAACGCCGCUAUCUACACCUGUGACUUCACCAUCUCAAACUGCAACUACGCCAUCUCCACCUAGCAAGUCCUUCCCUGAGUGUGGUCGUGGAAAGCCAUAUACUUCAUGCAUUCCAAAGCCACCAAAACCUUGUUUCAUCUACGGUCGCGAAGGUUGCUCAUCACCUUAAACCCCUUUUGAGUUUUAGAUUAUGGCUAUAAAUAAGUCAUCUUUGUUUGAUGUAUAUAUAUGGUUUGGGGUUUGUGAUGCCUCUAAUUCGCAGUGUUGUAAUAAUUUGCACUCAAUAAGCUACGGCCUUUUUCUUUCUUCUUUUUUGCCCCUUUUGUUACAAUGAACCCUGAGAACCAUGUAGUUUGCAGUAU